Molecule: messenger RNA, 1917 nt
Organism: Fusarium oxysporum Fo47
Lineage: Eukaryota; Fungi; Ascomycota; Sordariomycetes; Hypocreales; Nectriaceae
Product: Zn(II)2Cys6 transcription factor domain-containing protein
Exons: 4
Coding region: 1-1917 (638 amino acids)
Biological process (GO): regulation of DNA-templated transcription
Cellular component (GO): nucleus
Molecular function (GO): transcription cis-regulatory region binding; zinc ion binding; DNA-binding transcription factor activity, RNA polymerase II-specific
Source: RefSeq, a predicted model, not a curated record
AUGUCGACUAGUACCUCUUCAAAAGCUUCUGGUGUGAGAAGAAGAGCUUGUGUUAAUUGCACCUCUGUCAAGUCGAAAUGCCUGCCAUUCUCAUCUGACGAAUGCCAGCGGUGUAAUCGGCUUGGUAAGCGGUGCACCUAUCUCAAUGUUGUGGAGAAGCGAAAGAGUCCUUCCAGCUCCUCCCGCACGCGACUCCUCGAGCAAAGACUGAGUCGAGUUUUGGCUCUGCUGGGCGACCAAGCCCAGGGUACGCCCAUGAGUGGUUUUGUCGCGCAAAUAGCUGCCGAAGACCUCGAUAUGAACGUACUAAGUGGCAGCCGGCUUGACCAAUUGCCGUUACCUCGUGGCUUGAGACUGCAUGGGACAGUGGAUGUCGUUGAUCGCGGCUUUCUCAGCUUAACUGAAGCGCAGAUAUUGCUUGACAACUAUCGUACCAAAGCGGUUCAACACUUUCCUUUUGUUCCCAUCUCUUCUGGAACUACCGUCGCUUCUCUCAGGACUGAUAAGCCAUUCUUGUUUAUGUGCAUCAUGGCAACCAUGAAAUUUGAUAAUUGCACCAUCCAACGACAGAUUGGUGAAGAAAUCCGCAAUCAAGCGCAUCAGCGAGUUUUAAUGCAGUCAGAAAGCACUCUUGAAAUUCUGCAAGGCCUCUUGGUUUACCUAGCAUGGUACCAGUACUUCUUCAUCAGCUACGAGAAGCAGCAAAUUGUUCCAAUCGCACAAUUGUGUGUCUCACUGGUUCAGAACCUCGGGCUCGAUCAGAAUCCUGACAAUAUGAGACGAAAAGUCGAUCUUGGGCCAGAUGAAACAGCCCCUGGACGCAAGGCCGCACGGUCUGCAGAGCAACUUCGGGCUUUGCUUGGAACAUAUUGCACAGCAUCUUGGGUUUCUAUCAAGUUUCGGACUCGCGGCGCUUUACCAUACACAGGAUACAUCAAGCAAAGCUGGGAACUCCUCCUAGCCAACACAGAAUAUCCAAGUGACCUUAUGAUCCCCCAUUUCGUUCGUAUAAGCGAAUUUUGCCGUCGUAUAUGCGACACUUUUGGGUAUGACGACCUAGAAAACUCAGGGAUGAGGGGGGAGUUUGUCAGUGCCAUGGCUUUGCAGACCCUCAAUAGCGAAUCUACAUUGUUGAAAGCCUCCAUUCCUCCAGAUCUCCAGAACAACCUUGCUAUAAUAAUGGAGGUUUACUUGCUUGAUACUUUACUCGGUGAAGUUUCACUGCAUGAUGACUUUUGGGAUAGCAAAUCGACUUCUAACUUCUCCAUAACUAAUAAUCCGUCUUCCUCAACCAGUACCAGGGCUUCCAUCUUGUUUCACCUUAUCCGAAGCUGCAAGUCGCUAAACGAUGCCGUCAUAGCCUAUCCCGACGAAGAGCUCUGGUACAUCACGUUUUAUACAACGGCCAAGAUUUGCAGAAGUCUCUUGUGUCUCUCAAAUGCUAGCAAGAUAUCAUCAGAAAUCUUUAGAGAGACUGGGCUUGCCCUCUGCAAUGCCCCUUUUAUGGCCAUUAGUUCUCCUGUUCACGACGCCAUGACAGUUGAGAGGGUGGCUGACUUGAAGGGCGAGGCAAAGCGGCUGCAAGGAAAGUUCAAGAAUCUCUCUUCUCAAGUACAGAGAAUCGGCAAUGAGGAAGACAUCAUGCUUGGAUUCUCGAGUAUGAUAUGGGCAGUGGCAGCGGCGUACGAGGAAACUAAAAGGCUGGAACCAGGUCUUUUGAACUUUUCUAUAGGAUGUGAUGGACAGAACUCCUCUUCUGAACUGGGUAGCUCGGAAGGUUAUCUCUCGAGCACUGGGUCUGGAAACCUGCAGCCAGAAGCCGUGCUGGACUUUGGCAUGAUGGAAGAUGAAACUUGGGAAGAGUUGUUGGCUGGGAUUGCCACCGUAACGGAGCCUGCAUCAUCGCUGCAAGUAUGA